Molecule: messenger RNA, 2278 nt
Organism: Manihot esculenta (cassava)
Lineage: Eukaryota; Viridiplantae; Streptophyta; Magnoliopsida; Malpighiales; Euphorbiaceae
Product: F-box/kelch-repeat protein At1g67480
Exons: 4
Coding region: 856-2013 (385 amino acids)
Molecular function (GO): protein binding
Source: RefSeq, a predicted model, not a curated record
UAGUUCUAAUUUUCAUCAAAGAAAAAAAAAAUUACAAAAUAAAAAAAAGGAUAGAGAAAUUCAUCCGUUUGCCUACAAAACGCAACUUCGACAACGUUGUCUAUCUCUUUGGUUCGUGACCGUGUCGAGGAAAUCUGAUCCUGACGUGGUUUCUCUCUGUCGAUUUUAUCCCAAACACUUCCAAAUUUAGCUCUCUAUCUAUAUUCCUCGUUUCACGCUUCUCUUACACUAAUUUAUAUCUGCCUGAAACAUUUCUCUUCUGGCUAAUUCCAUUUUCCUUUUUCAGCGGGCUCUCUCUCUUCUGGUGAGGAAUAAUGGCAGGGUGGACUUAGACGUAUCUAGCCUUCCUGUUGUGUGAAAGGAUAUUUGGUGGUUAGGGUAGAUACAUACAAGUCCAAUAAAGAUGGAAGUCAUUGGCGGCUGAGACUUGCUCAGUUCUAUGGCCUUGACUGGUAUGUGCUUGUUUUAGAGGGGAGUGUUGUAUUAUUCUUUUGAUGGAUAAAUAUUGGUUAUUUUAGCAUUUAUGUUAAUUAGUAUUAUUAUGCAUAGAAAUUUGGGCAAUGUGUGGAGCAAGUGACUAUUUUAGAGGCUUAAGGAACAGGAGCUAUAAGAGCAGGAUUUCUGGUAUGGAAUAUGAAUCAGACUGGACAAGACACAGAAAAUCCUCAGCAUUUACUGCUCAAGAAAUUCGUUCUGCAACACCUUUUAUGCCUUGGUCUUGUAGAAUUUCUAUAGGUGAUAGUUAUCAUGAGUUUCUUUAAUUGAACAUCUGUCAUUUCUAAGUAGUGUUACAUUCUAGGGAGAUAUAGUAGAUUGGAUACAAUAAUCAUCUACAUCUCUCUUGGUUUCCUGAAAAUGCUGAGUUUUGAGAGUGGAAAGAGGAGACUGACAGAGACAAAUAUGUCUUUCUCCACUUCGUUCACCCAAGAUAAGUCAACUUAUUCGAAGAGCAACCUUCUAUUAGCUUCGGCAGUUGCUGAUGAUAUUGACUGCCCCAUUCUACCUGGGCUGCCUGAUGAUGUGGCAAAAUAUUGCCUUGCACUCGUUCCUCGUCCCUAUUUCCCAGCUAUGGGAGCUGUCUGCAAGAAAUGGAGAUCUGUUAUUAAAAGCAAAGAAUUCCUUGUUGUGCGAAAAUUGGCUGGGUUGCUUGAGGAGUGGCUAUUUGUCCUAACUAUGGAUUCUCAAGGAAAGGAGAGCCACUGGGAGGUUAUGGAUUGCUUGGGAAACCGGUGUCAGCUUCUUCCACCAAUGCCUGGUCCUAUGAAAGCUGGCUUUGGGGUAGUUGUUCUGAAUGGAAAGCUCUUUGUCAUGGCUGGUUAUUCAGUUAUCGAUGGGACUGGCUCUGCCUCUGCAGAUGUUUAUGAAUAUGAUUCUUGCCUCAGUAGUUGGAGCAAAUUAUCAAGCAUGAAUGUUGCACGCUUCGAUUUUGCAUGUGCAGAGGUUAAUGGCAAAGUCUAUGCUGUUGGGGGCUAUGGAAAAGAUGGCGAUAGUCUCUCAAGUGUGGAGAUGUAUGAUCCUGACUCUGAAAAAUGGACCCUGAUAGAGAGUCUUCGCCGCCCAAGGUGGGGCUGUUUCGCUUGUGGCCUUGAGGGGAAGCUUUAUAUCAUGGGAGGACGGUCAAGCUUCACUAUUGGUAAUUCAAAAUGUGUUGAUGUGUACGACCCAGAGAGACAUUCAUGGUGUGAGAUCAAGAACGGUUGUGUCAUGGUCACUGCUCAUGCUGUGCUGGAAAAAAAGCUCUUCUGUAUGGAGUGGAAGAAUCAGCGGAAACUAGCAAUAUUCAAUCCAGAGGACAAUUCCUGGAAAAUGGUUCCUGUUCCAUUGACAGGCAGCUCAAGUAUUGGUUUUCGGUUCGGAAUACUCGACGGGAAACUUCUAUUGUUUUCACUAGAGGAAGCACCAGGUUAUCGAACUCUCUUGUAUGAUCCUAAUGCUUCCCCAGGUUCAGAGUGGCAGACUUCUGAAAUAAAGCCAUCUGGGCUGUGCUUGUGCAGUGUGACCAUCAAGGCAUGAAAUGGGCGUUGUCUGAGACUUCAAGAUCUUAUUACCGAGUCUAGAAAGUAUCUGUACAUUUAUUGGAUAGCUUUGUAUCUGUUAGAUGUCUCUGCUUUUGGUUGGUUUGCACUCGACCGACUUGAUUUCAGUUUCAUUUGUUGUUAUGAUUGAGCAAUCUAUUUGCUAUGAAUCUCUUGCUACAUUCUUCUUUGCCUCUCAACUAUGUUAUAUACUAAUUAAUGUUAAGGUUGAUUUAUUAAUCAAUAUUAUUCUUUAUUCUCAA